Messenger RNA from Drosophila takahashii, 514 nucleotides. RefSeq names its product DNA-binding protein SMUBP-2. Gene Ontology annotation, molecular function: zinc ion binding. NCBI's taxonomy places the organism in Eukaryota, Metazoa, Arthropoda, Insecta, Diptera, Drosophilidae. The record is from RefSeq and is a predicted model, not a curated record.
AUGGCAGACGAUCCAAACAAACCCUCCACCUCGACGAAAACUGACGAAGCUCCCCUCUUUCCUCCCGCCAAACCUGGAAAGCGAGUGGACUAUGGGACAAACAACACACUGGAGCUGCUGGAGCGGAUUCCCAGCCAGGUGGUGGAUCUCAAGCUGGACGAUGUCCUCACUGCCGUCAAGGAAGUGGACAACCUGUGCGACUAUCCCCGCUGCAAGACCAAAACAAGCCUAAUGGGUCAGGAUUGUCAGCACUGCAAGAAGAGAUUCUGCUUUAAGCACGGACUGCCUGAGGUUCACGGAUGCGGGGAGGAGAUCAAGCGGGACGAGCGGAAGAAGUUCCUGCAUCCCAAGCCAGCGAAGACAAUAAGGCAGGAGGAGGAUGUCAAGAAUGCCAAGAAGCGACUUGAUGCCAAGCUGAAGGACAUGCAACAGGGACGCACUCAAAAAGCAGCUGGCACUGGUGGGGGUUCAAAGAAGAAGAAGGGAAAGUAGGAUAAAUUUAUGCUUGUUUUAG